GACCAUGCAGGAGAGGAUCACAAGUUUUACAUGUCCGGCCAAAGUGCUGGAGGCUGCAACAAGGCCGGAGCUCAGCCCUGUGAACUGCAUCACGGCGAUCCAUCGCAUCGCAAGGCACACGUGAGCCCACCACGCUACCUUGCGACCACCGGCGUGGCCUUGGCCGCGGGCGGGCUGGUGGUGAGUGCGCUGUCUAGCAGCUUCGUCCCGGGCCCCUACGCCGGAGCGCGGUCGAUUGGAACAACCGCAUCUUUCUCCGGCCCCCUGAUCUUGUCCCUGUGCGUUGGCAACUGCUACCUCAUUGAGGCUAGGCUUCAAACGCAGUCCCACCAAGACGGAGGGGAUAACAUGAACGCCACCUUGGGAGUGGUGGCCUCCAUGGCAGUUUACGACUCCGUGAAGGACAUCACGGACCCCAAGGUGUCACUGGUGAAAGCCGAGGCACAAAGCCAUCGCAGCAUCGAUUCCAAAAGCGUGACCUUUGUCGCAGACUACGCGGCCGUGAACGCCGCCGUGGGCCGCCUGGUGGCAUCAGUGCCCAAAGAAACCGUCAGCGACGUCUACAAUUCCCUGGCUGGCGUGGUGGAUGCCUCCGUCCACAACAACAUUUCUCCAAGGUGA
Messenger RNA from Symbiodinium sp. CCMP2456, 621 nucleotides. The record is from the annotation of a GenBank genome assembly. Lineage: Eukaryota; Dinophyceae; Suessiales; Symbiodiniaceae.